CCAAGAUGAGGAGAAAGCCAGCUAUGGUCCAUACUCGAUUUUGGAAUGGUACCUCUCUGGAUAGACUUAUUGACACAGGUAUCAGGACGGCGACACAACCAGCUGAAGACGACAUACCGCAUUCAUCCACAAGACUUGCGACAACGCCAUCAAACAUGAAGUUCUCUACAACAGCCGCCCUCGCCCUUGCCCUCUCUGUCACCAGCGUGCUGGGACAAGAGGUGCAAGUAUUGAAGCAAGGUUCACCCACCUGCACUGGCAACUACUUCAAGAUGUUUAACCUCAAUCGCAAGUGGAUGAUCCAUGCCAUGGUCCCCGACGUCGACGCGAUCCCUGACAUCUGCGGCGGUCUCUGGGACAACCUCAAGAAAUUCCCGAUAUGCACCCCGAACCCGGACGCCGGCUGCGAGAACAAGUGGGAGGGCAUCAUGACCUGGCGCUUUGGGACGGUGGGGAUUUGCAACGAUGGCAUGAUUCAGGCCGUGUGGUGGGAGGCUACCAGGAACAAAUUCGGCCCACUCAAGUGUACGAGCAAGAAGAGGUUGUGAACCUGGGGAAAAGUGUCUUUUUUCACACGAAACGGAAUUUUCUCUGUCACAUUUCCGAUUUUCCGUAUGGAAACAGCUCGUAACGGUAUCGUUGCGAAUAUUCGUGUUGAAGAAUGGAACCACGUACACACCUUCUUUCGUCUCGGCAAUCAAACAAAUAUCUACUUGCGUCAUCGAUAAGUACGAAGAGAAUAUUUUCGCUCUUGGGGAAUGGGAGGGUUAGAGAAAGCAGGAUAUUGCCCAGCCUUGAUCCGGAACCAUGCCAGAGCCAAUUUAUGGCUCGGGACCCUAUACAGCUUCAUUAGUCUAAACCGGUGUCAGAACCAGUCAAUCAAAGGGCCCAGUAGUGUGAUAUUCAAAAUGAGUGUUCUAUUGAUUCAUGCAGCAAUUUAGUCCAAAUGAAGAAAUCAAUGAACUUCCCUAUGUAAA
This is a messenger RNA of Colletotrichum acutatum, 977 nucleotides long. RefSeq lists its product as uncharacterized. Bases 6 to 548 code for a protein of 180 amino acids. NCBI's taxonomy places the organism in Eukaryota, Fungi, Ascomycota, Sordariomycetes, Glomerellales, Glomerellaceae. The transcript has 3 exons. The record is from RefSeq and is a predicted model, not a curated record.